Messenger RNA from Spizellomyces punctatus DAOM BR117, 1967 nucleotides. RefSeq lists its product as uncharacterized. The record is from RefSeq and is a predicted model, not a curated record. Gene Ontology annotation, molecular function: cyclin-dependent protein serine/threonine kinase regulator activity. Gene Ontology annotation, cellular component: centrosome; cyclin-dependent protein kinase holoenzyme complex; nucleus. Gene Ontology annotation, biological process: mitotic cell cycle phase transition; regulation of cyclin-dependent protein serine/threonine kinase activity. Lineage: Eukaryota; Fungi; Chytridiomycota; Chytridiomycetes; Spizellomycetales; Spizellomycetaceae. The coding region runs from base 406 to 1482 and encodes 358 amino acids. The transcript is spliced from 3 exons.
GCUUUGUAGUUACUGUUAUUUCAUUUGUGUGCUCAAGAUGCACUUUCAUGACGUUUUCAAUUUCUUUUAUUUUUUAAUUUGAACAGAAUGGUUCAAUUGAAAGGAGAGGAGGGGUUAAUACGCGCAAGACACGCAUGGAGUCUGAAAUUAACUAACGCGUUAUUCUCCCCCCUUGUGGAUCUCCUCCUCCCCUCCUCCUCCCUCCUCCCUCCUCGCAGCUCUUUUGCUCUUGGGUUUUCUGUCCUCUUUAUCCUCGCCUUUUUGUGCACGACUCUUUCGCUCCCUCUCACAGCAGACAAGGGAAACUCCAGUCGAGAGGACAAAAAGAGCGACAAAAACCCAACGAAGCGCGCGGUCAUUAGCAUCUCCGACGGGGAGUAGCAGAUCGCAAACUGACAAGAGAUCAUGUUUUCCUACUUUUCGUCUUCUUUGGACUGCGUCGCCCCAAUCAAUACAGGUGCAGCAUGUUUCGGAAAGAGCGUCCCUCUCUCGCCGCCGUCUUGCGACAAAACUACGCGCGGAAACGUAGACGGGAAGGCUGCCAAGCGGGGGAACGGGGAGAGCUAUACCGAGAGGGAGGAUAUUGUCGAGAGCGGUGAGUUUGAAGAAUAUGUCAUGGAGAUUGUAGGAGUUAUGCACGAGGCGGAGGAACGGACACUCCCGGACCCUUAUUACAUGCACUCUCAAACAGAGCUCACUUGGCAAAUGCGCGAAGCGCUCAUCAUAUGGCUCAUUCAAGUUCACUCCGAGUACGAUCUUCGCCCUGAAACUCUCUUUCUCAAUAUCAACAUCAUGGACCGAAUCUGCUCCACGCGGCUCGUCACAAAAGACCAGUAUCAACUUUUGGGUAUAGCUGCCCUCUGGGUGGCAGCCAAAUACGAAGAAAACCACGGUCGCGUACCAUCCCUGAAGAAUCUUUCUUUCAUCUGCAUGCAUCGGUAUCGCGAAAAGGACUUUGUUCGGACGGAACGACUCAUUCUGAAAACUCUUGAAUUCGACCUCAACUAUCCCACGUGCGAAUCCUUUCUUCGGAGUCACUGCAAGUUCUUGUGCCAUGUGGGACCGGAAACGCGCGCAGUGGCCAGAUAUCUGAUGGAGCUGGGUUUAGUGGCUCCCAAUGGAUUCUUUGUGGGCAAGAGAUCUAGCAUGAUUGCGACGGCGAGCUUGGUAUUGGCUGAAAUGAUUAUGGGUAAUGGUGGAAUGUAUCCCUUGGCGCCGAGGAGCCAAAAGGACAUUGAAGUUAUUGAUUGCAUCAACGUUUUGGCGCAAUGUGCUGGGAAACCUUGUGAUGUUAUCAGAUUCAAGUACGCGGAACAACGAUACUGCUGUGCCAGUGACAUUGUACAGUCUUGGAUCCUACGCACUCGCACUGCUUCAUUUCAGCCCACCAUUCACCCUCCUCCAGGCCUUCUAACACCUCCGAAAGAACCUGUGGCAUGCGAUUACCACUCUGCAUCGGCCACAGCAGCCGUUCGCGUCUGAUGGAUGCACACGAAUGAUUUAUGAACGAUAUUUUUCUUUAAUUUGAAAUGGAUGUAUAUAAUUGUGGAAAAAAGCGGAGGCAGACGAGCUCUUUGUACAGUGGAUACCCCAACGGAACAGCGGCGACUUCAGCCAAACGUCAAGCAUUUGAAGCGGUGAAAUUGGCGCAGACCCUAGAACUCGGAAUCGAGCCAUAACGAUUGAACUAGACCAUAUUACAAGAGAGUUGUAAACGGAAACGAUCAAGGAGGAUUAUACACGAUAUACAGAGCAAGGGAUAGUUACAAAAUAUUUAUUUGGAUCGAGGCGGAAUUAGAGACUGACCAAUAAUUGCCAACGACAAAGCGACUAUGGUGUGCAGGCGACGAGGAACGUUAUUAUAUUAUUUUUCUACUUUUUGUUUUUCAACUUUGUACUAUAGAAAAUGUGUUCAAAAAAGAAAAAAAGAUUGGAAAGGUGUGAGUAGGUGUAAACUACUUAAGGGA